Messenger RNA from Gadus macrocephalus (Pacific cod), 3430 nucleotides. RefSeq names its product matrix metallopeptidase 14b (membrane-inserted) (gene mmp14b). Gene Ontology annotation, molecular function: metalloendopeptidase activity; zinc ion binding. Bases 478 to 2409 code for a protein of 643 amino acids. Gene Ontology annotation, biological process: extracellular matrix organization; zymogen activation; collagen catabolic process. The transcript has 10 exons. Lineage: Eukaryota; Metazoa; Chordata; Actinopteri; Gadiformes; Gadidae. The record is from RefSeq and is a predicted model, not a curated record. Gene Ontology annotation, cellular component: extracellular matrix.
GGGGACCAUCAAACUACCACGUCUGCAGCGGUGGGAGGAAGAAGGGGAGAGACUGCCGGAUCAAAAUAAAGCAACAACAAGCCAGCAAAGAUAAGAAAAAAAGAACGGUGGUUUUGUUUAAAUAAAUAACCUGAUUGUAACAUCUGCAGAAAAAGGGAGCCGUUAUCUCUCAACACUAUCUAGGAUAGAAUCUAGAGAGAUUUGAGAACUUUCAACUCUAUUGUUAAAGUCGCCUAUUGGGAAUAAUGCGUUAAAAUAGCGGAAAACAACCCGUGUAAAUAAUAGAGAGCAAAGUCUUCGCGGUUGAGCCGUGGUGGUAUCACUUUUUUGGGGGGUUGUUUUGUUCUUCCGUACUUUCAGGGAUUCGGUGUGGCAAGUUUUUUUCUCCAGCAUAAUGUUCUGACAACAAGUCAACCAGUUCGUUUUAUAGGCAACCGUUAAGUUUAGUUAGGCUAUUUCUUUUUUCGAGUGCAAGGGAUGGCAUUUGGGAUUAAAACGAUCGCCCAACUCGUGCUGCUGGCGCUGGCGCUGGAGCUGAACGCGCAAGGAGCAACGCAGCGAGAGGUGAAGCCGGAGUCAUGGCUACAGCAGUACGGGUACCUGCCUCCAGGUGACAUGCGGACGCACGCGCUCCGCUCCCCGCAGUCCGUCCCCUCCGCCAUCGCAGCCAUGCAGAGGUUCUACGGCCUCACCGUCACGGGCUCCAUCGACGCCAACACCAUCCAGGCCAUGCAGCGGCCUCGCUGCGGCGUGCCAGACAAGUUUGGCUCGGAGCUUAAGAGCAACCUGAGGAAGAAGCGCUACGCUAUCCAGGGCCUCAAGUGGGACAAGAGGGACAUCACCUUCUCCAUCCAGAACUACUCCCCCAAGGUGGGCGAGUUCGAGACCCACGAGGCCAUCAGGAAGGCCUUCAAGGUGUGGGAGGGUGUGACCCCGCUGACCUUCCGCGAGAUCCCCUACAGCUACAUCCGAGACAAGGUGGAGGAGUUCGCCGACAUCAUGCUGUUCUUCGCUGAGGGUUUCCACGGUGACAGCAGCCCCUUCGAUGGCGAGGGGGGCUUCCUGGCGCACGCCUACUUCCCUAGCAACGGCAUUGGCGGGGACACCCACUUCGACGCGGCCGAGCCGUGGACCGUUGGAAACCGAGAUCUGUAUGGAAAUGAUGUGUUCCUGGUGGCGGUGCAUGAGCUGGGCCACGCUCUGGGUCUGGAGCACUCCAACGACCCGUCCGCCAUCAUGGCCCCCUUCUACCAGUGGAUGGACACCGACAACUUCCUGCUGCCUGACGAUGACCGCAGAGGCAUUCAGCAGCUCUAUGGCUCCAGUUCGGGUCCAGUCCCCCCGCCCGUGACGUCUCGCACGCCGUACAACGAAGACCCCGAUCCCACGGAACCCCAGGAGACCCCUCACUUCGGACCCAACAUCUGCGAAGGCCACUUCGACACCAUCGCCAUCCUCCGAGGGGAGAUGUUUGUCUUCAAGGAUAAGUGGUUCUGGCGUGUGCGCAACAACCAAGUGCUGGAAGGAUACCCCAUGCCGAUGGGUCACUUCUGGAGAGGCUUGCCGUCCCACAUCAACAAUGCUUUCGAAAGAGAAGACGGGAUGUUCGCGUUCUUCAAAGGAGACAAGUACUGGGUGUUCGAUGAGUCCAGCCUGCAGCCCGGCUUCCCCAAGAGCCUGCGGGAAAUGGGGACCGGGCUGCCCACCGACCGGAUCGACGCCUCGCUCUACUACACGCUCAACGGACACACCUACUACUUCCACGGGAGCAAGUACUACCGCUUCGACCACGAGUCGCGGACGGUGGACAGGGAUUACCCAAAGUCCAUCAGUGUGUGGCAGGGCGUGCCUGACAACCUCAAGGCUGCCUUCAUGAGCAAAGACCAGGCGUACACAUACUUCUACAAGGCCAACAAAUACUGGAAGUACAACAACCAGAUGAUGCGCGUGGAGCCCGGCUACCCAAAGUCGGCGCUGCGCGACUGGAUGGGCUGUGCCAACGACGAGCCCAAGACGGACGGGAGGAGGGGGGACAAGGACAAGGACCGGGAAGACGCAGACAGAACCAGGGACCGGGAAGACGCAGACAGAACCAGGGACCGGGAGAGGGAGCGGGAGAGGGAGAGAGAGAGGGAGAGGGAGAGGGAGCGGGAGAGGGAGAGGGAGAGGGAGAGGGAGAGGAACAGGGACAGGGAGAGGGGGGUGGACAGAGAGGAAGACACGGAGGUGAUCAUCAUUAAGGUGGACGGGGAGCGUCCGGGGGCCGGGAGCAAUGCGGCGGCCGUGGUGGUGCCCAUCAUGCUGCUGGUGUGCGUCAUCCUCACGCUGGCGGUGCUGCUGUUCUUCCGUCGCUACGGAACCCCACGCCGACUCCUCUACUGCAAGAGGUCACUACUGGACCAGGUGUAGGAACCAGGGAGGGGAGGAGGAGGAGGAGGAGGAGGAGGAGGAGGUGGAAGAGGAGGGGGAUAGAGAGGGACCGAGACAGGGAGAGAGGUUAAAAGAGGAACGUUUGGGAGAGAGAUGGAAGCAGGAGAUAGGGGGAAACGCCGAGUUGAAGGAGAACGUCAGCGACGAAGUGCGGCUUCGCCGGCUAAACCAAACACGGAAGAAGAAUUUGUCUGCUCUUUUUCCUCAUUUUUUUCUCUUUUUUCCUCCCUCGCUUUUUUCCGCCCCCUCUGUCUCUUAUUUUCAACACUGUUCUCUCUCUUCCUUUGUGGUUUGUUGACGCCAGCUUGUUGCUGUUUGGUUUAGCCUUUUUCAAUGUAUUUUUUUGUUGUGUUGUUGUUUUAGCCAAGGGUCAGGGGUCAUUGUGUGUUUGCGCCUCUAUUGAAGCAUGUCAGCCCCUUGGACUGUCCUCUUUAUUUUUUACUCUCUUCUCAAGAGUACACAAGCGAAUAAAAUUAAAUGUGCAUGCACAACUAUGCACAAGCAUGUACGCACACACAUAGACACGCAUGCGCGUGUAUACACUUGAAAACUGCAGUGACUUUAUAGUCACAGUAAAAUUUCCAGUGAAGAUAAAAUGUUGAAGAGCCAGUAUUGAUAAGAAAAAGGGAAAUAAACUUAAGAAGCAUGAAAAGCACUCUUACUUGAGUAAAGUGAUUUUAUAAAAGUCUGUCCGAAACCAUUCUUUUUGUCUAGCCUACCAAUCUUUGAUGAGUAUUAUGAGCAGUGAUGUUGUCAUUAUUAUUGUGACUAUUACUAUUGUUGUUAUUUUUGUCCUCUGUGAGUAUGGGUUGUUUCUUUGUACAUUGUCAUUAUUAAGUCCUGCUGGACAGUGACAGAAAAUGUGGCCUUAAUUUUAUAUUUGGGGGAAACUGAAAGGGACGGGGUAUUUUUCUUGAAACUUGAUUGUAGUUUUUUUUAUUGGUGUUUGUUUUUUUCUAUCCAUCUCAAAUGAAAUAAAUCAAAGAUCUAAAACAAAUGA